AUGCGGAGAGCUGGAGAAGAUACUGCCACAGGUAGCGCGGAGGCCAAUGCUCCCGCCGGAAAAUGGCCGACAGUAAGGUUCACUGAUCCAACCAAAGCAGGGUACUUGGAGCGGCGCAAUGAUGUCAAGAUACUUAAAUGGCUGCACGAAACACCAACAACAACGGAGGAGCUGACAAAGGAGGUAAACGAGUCGAUAGAGUGGGCGAAGAAGGUACUACCUAACUUCACCCUCGAAAGGCCAACCACAUCGACAGCUGCCACCAAAAGACAGAGGUCUACUGAAGAGGUCAAACCGUCAGCGAAAAGACCGAAAAAUCGACGCAAAGCGCCUAAUAAAACGUUUGCAGAAGUGGCUCGCAAUCGCAUCAUCAUUGGCUUCCUGGAAGAGGGUGAUCCCGAAGGAAGAAUUCCCAGGGCCCAAUGGGUGCAGGCUGCUCUAACUAAUGUUACGCUAGAAGUGCUACUAAGCAAUCAAGGUCCGCGACCAUCAUGUACUGACUGGUAUCAAGUCCAAAUUAAAAUUAUAGCGUGCGACGACGAAAGACUGAAGGUCGACAAUAAUGGCGGCGCUUGGUGUCCAAAACAUAUGGUUUCGCGUGGCCUCAAGGAGUAUCUGCAAGUGGAUUUGUUGCAAGUUCAUGUUAUCACGGCCAUACGCACACAAGGACGCUUUGGCAAGGGUCAGGGUCAAGAGUAUACGGAGGCCUAUGUGCUGGAGUAUUGGCGUCCGGGUUUCGAGAAGUGGCUACGCUGGAAGACCAUUCAAGGCAAAGAGAUACUCCCCGGCAAUAUUAAUACUUACAGUGAAGUGGAGAAUGUCUUACAGCCGGUCAUUUUCGCCUCAAAAGUGCGAAUCUAUCCAUAUAGUCAAUACGAUCGGACUGUCUGCUUGAGAGCCGAGGUAGUCGGCUGCCUUUGGGAAGAUGGCAUCGUUUCGUAUAGCAUACCCAAAGGCGUUCAACGUGGCAUGGAAAUUGAUUUAUCAGAUAAAACAUAUGAUGGCCACGAAGAAGGCGAUCGUUACAUCGAUGGACUGGGACAACUAGUUGACGGCCAAAAGGGCAAGGACAACUUUCGUACGGAUAUACAUGGAUUUGGAAAAGGCUUUGAAUGGAUUGGCUGGCGCAAUGACACCCCAAACCUACUGGGGCAUCCAGUGGAGAUUACUUUUGAGUUCGAAGGUAUACGAAAUUUCAGUGCUGUCAUAUUGCAUACGAACAAUAUGUUCUCCAAGGACGUGCAGGUUUUCGUGCACGCAAAGGUCUUCUUCAGCAUUGGAGGACGUCAGUAUGCCGGUGAACCGGUGCAAUUCUCGUAUAUGCCCGACACGGUGCUAGAUCAUGCCCGGGAUGUGACAAUCAAAUUACAUCAUCGCCUCGGCAAAUACUUACAAAUUCAUUUGUAUUUUGCGGCGCGUUGGAUAAUGCUGAGCGAAAUCACCUUCAUAUCAACUUCAGUUGUUGGCAAUUUCACCGACGAAGAUUUCGCUGGUGGCGCCAUCGCCGUGGGUGCAACACCACAAGAGAAUGCCGAGUAUCCAUUGCAGCGCGAUGAAGUAGAGCGCGUCAUUAAUGGAAAAUUUGGUGAACGCAGUCAGCCACAAACGCCACUGGUAAUUUCGCCCAAACCCAUAGACCAUCCAGAGCCAGAAAGCAGUUUGAUUGGCUUCAUAUUCGCUAUAUUGGUGGCCAUCAUUUUGGUGCUGGUCAUCGUCAUACUCUUAAUUGUCAUACGAAAUAAACGUGGCCGCGGUGGCAAUGUGCUCGAUGCAUUCCAGCACAACUUCAAUCCGGAUACGCUUGGCGGCGCUGAUAAACGGCUCAACUGCAAUGGCAUGAAGGCCGUCACUAUGGACAAUGACUCAGAGUCGAUAGACAAGAGUAGCCUCUACCAUGAGCCAUUCAAUGUGAACAUGUACACGAGUGCAGCGAGCGGUUGCUCCAUGAAUGACAUGCAACGGCAACAUGUCACACCGGACUACACAGAUGUCCCCGAUAUUGUUUGUCAGGAGUAUGCAGUGCCGCAUAUGCAAGAUCUACUACCUAGCGCACAAAAGUCCAACUCCAUAUAUGGCGCAAGUGGUGGUGGUGGUGGUGGCAGCAGCAGCAACUACAGCACCAGCGCCCGUAACACCCUCAACAGCAUGUUUCAAUCGAAAUUAUCGACUGCUAGCCAAAAGUUGCAGCAGCUACAACAUCAGCAUCCAUAUCAGUCAAACUCAACACCACCACCACCACCACCACCGGCUCCGAAUUCUGCAACAAUAGCCACACACUGCCCACCACCAAUACCGCCCCUACCGCCAUUAUUGGGCACCACCAGUAACGAGAAAUUCUAUGCAACCACAGCGAUUUGCAAAGCAAAUGCACCGCUUGUUGUUGGCAGUGGUGUCGUUGGUGGCGGUGCCAGUGCAGGCGCUUGCAAUACACUGCCAAACGGUAGCAUUGGUGGUGGUAGUGGCAGUCUAGCCUCGACCACAGCCAGUCUUGCAUCAAGUUCUACAACGCCUACGGGUGGCUAUGGUUAUUCGAGCUCAGCCGCUACUUUAGCUGCCAUCAAACCGCAUCAUUAUAAUUUGGACAUGAGCGGCACUGGCGCCAGCAGUGGUGGCGCUGAUGUCAAUGAGGAGCAGGCCAAUUUUCAAGUACAGGAGUUUCCGCGACAAUCAUUGGUGAUAGUCGAGAAAUUGGGUUGUGGUGUUUUUGGUGAGCUACACUUGUGCGAGACGAAGGGAAUGAGCGCCAAUUUGGUAGCUGUAGCGACUCUACGACCCGGUGCUCCCGAUCACAUGCGCAAAGAGUUUCGCAGCAAGGCGAAACAGCUGGCUCGCGUCAGCGAUCCGAAUGUGGCGCAUUUACUUGGCGCCUGCCUGCGCGAUGAGCCCAUCUGUAUGGUGUUCGAUUAUUCGGAAUGUUUGGGUGACUUAAAUCAAUUCCUGCAGGAGCAUGUGGCUGAAACGACGCAUAGUUUGCAAGCGGGUAUUAUGACGAAUAAGAGCUUGAGUUACGGCUGCCUGGUGUAUAUAGCCACACAAAUUGCAUCGGGCAUGAAACAUUUGGAGCAGAUGAAUUUCGUGCAUCGCGAUCUGGCAACAAGGUAAGUGGCAACAGUAAACAUAUACAUUUCUCGGCCAUAUACUUGUAUAUAUGUAUGUAACUGUAUAUUGACAUUAGAUGUACAUCUCCCCCCAACUUGUCUGUAAAAUUUUGUACUCACUCAAUUCUCUUCCUCCGAACCGAAGCAAAUGAAGCU
Messenger RNA from Anastrepha ludens (Mexican fruit fly), 3254 nucleotides. RefSeq lists its product as uncharacterized. Bases 1 to 3102 code for a protein of 1033 amino acids. Gene Ontology annotation, molecular function: protein tyrosine kinase collagen receptor activity; ATP binding; collagen binding. Gene Ontology annotation, cellular component: signaling receptor complex. NCBI's taxonomy places the organism in Eukaryota, Metazoa, Arthropoda, Insecta, Diptera, Tephritidae. The transcript is spliced from 12 exons. Gene Ontology annotation, biological process: multicellular organism development; cell surface receptor protein tyrosine kinase signaling pathway; positive regulation of kinase activity. The record is from RefSeq and is a predicted model, not a curated record.